AUGGCAAAUAAACUUUUCAAGCUUUUAGAUCCCCAACAGCCUAGUACAUCUGGAACAGACUUGCCUUAUUUGACUGAUUGGAACAAGUGCGUGUUAUGUCAAGAGGACACUGCUGAGACCCUUUCCUGUCCAGCUGAUUCUACGCGCAGCACAGGGUCUGGAUAUAAAACUCUAGCAGAUAAUCUCCACAGCUUCAGUCAGAUCGGCUGCUUGCCAAAAUCCUUAGACAUGUCCCGCCUUGAUGAAGGAGAUGGUAUUCAAUCGACCUUUCAGAACCACAAAGCUAAGUGGCAUGAUUCGUGCAGAUUAAAGUAUAACAAAACUGCAUUGCAACGGGCACAGAAGAGGAAAAUGUCUACUACUGAAGACACUACAAGUGCUUCAAGAAAGUACACCCGUCAGACCGUAGAUGCGCAGACAUUGCCUGAAAAAUGUUUCUUUUGUGACAAGCCAUCCGGUACUGAUUCUCUGCGCAAAGCUUCCACGUUUGAUCUCGAUAAACAUGUAAGAACAGCUGCUCUGAAACUAGGCGAUAAAGCGAUUCUUGCUAAACUUAGUGCAGGAGACCUUAUAGCACAAGAUGCUCAAUAUCACGUGAAAUGUCUGGUCUCCCUGUAUAACAAAGCUAGGGCCACAAAGACAACAGUGGAUGAGCAAGAUGACGUCAAUCAUGGUAUAGCACUUGGAGAGUUGGUAUCGUAUAUAGAUGAUGCCCGUAUGAAUGAUCUUGUAGCACCAGUGUUCAAGCUGGUAGAUCUGUCAAAACUUUACACCACUAGAAUGGAACAGCUUGGGACCAUCAUGACUGGACGUGUUCACUCAACUAAACUUAAAGAUCGAAUCAUGACAUAUUUUCCAGACCUUGAGGAGCACAAAUCAGGUCGAGAUGUUCUGCUUGCUUUCAACGAAAACAUAGGCUCAGCUCUCAAGAAGGCAUGUUAUCAGGACACUGACAAUGAUGGGGUUUGUCUUGCCAGAGCUGCAAAUAUAGUCCGAAGAGACAUGUUAAAACUGAAAACAACCUUCAGUGGUUCAUUUGAACCACACUGCCAAGAACAGUCGGUGCCUACUUCUCUUGUAGCGUUAGUUGGUAUGAUCUUGAACGGUCCUAACAUCGAAGAGCAGUCAAGCCAAUCAUCUGUAUCAACACCUACUCUCACAAUCUCACAACUGUUGAUGUUCAACUGUUACACACGCCGCAGAGGGAGUACCAGCAGUAUUGAAUCUACAAGACACAAUAGCAAUCGGGAGACUCCUCUGCCUGUGUACCUGGGUACACUAAUGCAUACAAAAACUCGGAAACGUGACCUUGUUGAUACUUUGUUCCAUCUAGGCCUUUCGAUUUCCUAUGACAGAGUACUGGGCAUCUCCACGUAUUUAGGGGACAAGGUUUGCCGCUUCUUCCAAAAGGAGGGUACAGUUUGCCCCCCUGUGCUAAAGAGUGGUCUGUUCACGACUGGGGCAGUGGAUAACAUUGAUCAUAACCCCAGCUCGACAAGUGCCCAAGAUUCCUUUCACGGUACGGGUAUUUCUCUUUUCCAGCACCCAAGUAGCAAUAGCCAUGGAGUUCAAAGGGAAGUUUCAGAUGAGACAGCAACAGGUGCUGCACACCUACCACAGUCAUACACUAUGGUACCUCCUGUUAUUUUGGGCAGAGGCGAUAUACCUAUACCUAAGCUAGAGGGCUCCAACAAAAGUGACUGCCAGCUAAUCCCUGAAGCGUUACAGGAUGAAUUCAGUUGGCUGGAGCAGAUGGAGAAGACGGUAGCAUCUGACACAGUACUCCAGGAAGACGAUACCGUGUCAUGGGCUGCAUACCAUGCCAGCAAACAGUCUAUUCCAGAGGAACCAGAAAGUAGCGUAGCUUUAAACUCAUUGCUGCCUCUUUUUUAUGACCAAGCCAAAUCUGUUGCAAUGAUUCGUCACUCGAUGGAUGUCAUCAAAAGAGCUGUGGAUAUUUUGAAUCCAGGUCAGAUCCCUGUAAUUACACUUGAUCAACCAUUGUACACACUUGCCAAACAGAUCCAGUGGAGAUGGCCAGAAACACAUGGAGAGGAUUAUUUCGUCAUUGUCUUUGGAGGACUCCAUAUUGAAAUGGCUGCAUGGAAAGCCGUCGGAGACCUAUUGGAUGGCAGUGGUUGGACAGGUGUUUUGGUGCUUGCAGGAGUUGCUACAGCUGGUACCGCUGAUUCUUUUCUGAAAGCGUCACAUGUAACACGCACGAGACGAGCACACCAAGUCACAGCUUGUAGUCUUUAUCUUCUCAUGAAGGAAGCCCAUAAACAGUACACCAGCGAACUAACUGAAGGACAGGAUCCAAAGCCAUUGGAUGAUUGGAAUACUGAACGAGUUGAAGCAAGCCCACAGUUCCAGUUUUGGUUCAUUAUUCUGCAGCUGGAACUGACAGUCCUGAUCUAUGUGAGAAGGAAAUUUUCUGCUGUAUAUUGA
Messenger RNA from Saccostrea cuccullata (small rock oyster), 2448 nucleotides. RefSeq lists its product as uncharacterized. Bases 1 to 2448 code for a protein of 815 amino acids. The record is from RefSeq and is a predicted model, not a curated record. The transcript has 2 exons. Lineage: Eukaryota; Metazoa; Mollusca; Bivalvia; Ostreida; Ostreidae.